Molecule: messenger RNA, 2777 nt
Organism: Coregonus clupeaformis (lake whitefish)
Lineage: Eukaryota; Metazoa; Chordata; Actinopteri; Salmoniformes; Salmonidae
Product: protein-lysine 6-oxidase-like
Exons: 7
Coding region: 522-2084 (520 amino acids)
Biological process (GO): peptidyl-lysine oxidation
Molecular function (GO): copper ion binding; protein-lysine 6-oxidase activity
Source: RefSeq, a predicted model, not a curated record
AAAAGUGUCAAAUAAAGUACUGUCUUUUAUAUAGAAUACUUGCAUUGAAAUAAUGCCCAAAUUGAUCAUGAGAAACACACAAAAGUGGCGUUGCUAUUCUGAUGACCCCAGCUGACACCAGUGCGUAAAGUUUGCUAAGUAAACUCAAGGCUUGUGUAAGCUACAUUAUAAGCCUUGUGUAACUGAACUCCACAGGGAGGAAAGAGUUAAGUAUUUUCUCUCGAACCUCAGGCUUUCUGUGCAUGCGUAAGUCAACUAGCCCGUUUUGAUAAAUGGCUGAGAAUUCCAAGCUUCCUGUCCUCUCCAACUGUCAGUAGUGCCGCACACAGAGAAAACUGGCAGGCUAUGCCGCAUAUUCACUGGAACGGAUAGUGCGCGCGCUCCUCCUUAGAACUUUCAUCUCCUCCACAGAACCACCUUAGCUUAUUCUGUGCAAUAUAAAUGUCAUAUACGUAGGCCUGUUGUUUAAUGUUGUAGUUAGUGAGUUCUAGAGAGGGUUUAGUACGUUAAAAUUAUCAGUUAUGGCGAAGUGGUCGGUUUUACUCUUUUACCUCCUCCAAGGACUGGUUCAUGUCAUUACUGGGCAGCAGCAGCCGCCGCGCGAGCGAGUGGGGCCUUGGCGGCAGAGGAUUCAGUGGGAGAAUAACGGUAAGGUGUACAGUUUGAUGAGCACCGGGUCAGAGUAUCACCCGCCCGCGCGGCAGAGAAGCCAGUCCAGGGUCUACAUGAGCACUGGGAGGGAUGGCACCGGUCAGACGCAGCCUGGAACGCGGGAAGGCACAGUGGCGUACAGAAGAUCUGGACCAAUCGAAUCGAACGUAGGUGGACAUUUACGGGACCAAAGCAACAACGUUCUAGAUCCUGGAUCUGUACAUCUAGGACAUGACAGUAGACAGUAUAUGGUACCCAAUGCUCGCCAGUCAGGGGCCAGGCCGCAGCCCGAGGUGCCAUACCGAGCGGGAGUGGCGGGGUCCCCUGGCGCACGGCGCUACUCUCCAGAGUACACUUACCGAGUAAACGCCUCGGUCCCCGGGCUGCUCCCCGAGUUCUCUGGUAGUGGGGUACCGAGGAGAGGAGCCCCUGUCACUCAGGAUGCUACCUGGGGCAGCGAGGCAGUGCCUGUACCGGGCGGAGAAUACCAAGAGAUGCGCGCGGAGGCCGGAGCAUCCGUCUCCAGGCAACCCGCACUAACUGACAAUUCCAACGCACGUUAUGUCAUCCCUAACGGGAGGGGUGCUCCUCCAGGACCCGGACCCGUUAACGCUGCUGAGACAUCGAAUGAGGCAGCGAGUAACGGCGAGGACAUGGUCUCGGACGACCCUCGGAACCCUUUUAAAAACCACCGGAAUUCCGUCUUCUACAACAUGUAUUCCUCCAGAGGCAGAACGCCGGUAGCACGCACGCGGCGUCCGCGUCCCCCGGCGCCCGCCCCCGGCACUGGAUAUGGCACUACAUAUUUUCAGAAUGGGCUCCCAGAUCUCGUCCCAGACCCGUAUGCCAUCCAGGCAGGUGCCUACAUCCAGCGGAUGCAGAUGUACUCGCUGCGCUGUGCAGCUGAGGAGAACUGUUUGGCGAGUUCAGCGAGCACAGCAAGGGACAUAGACUACAGAGUACUGCUCCGCUUCCCCCAGAAAGUCAAGAACAAAGGCACCACUGACUUCCUUCCUGUCAAACCAAGACACCAGUGGGAAUGGCACAGCUGUCACCAACACUACCACAGUAUGAAUGCCUUCAGUAGCUAUGACCUGCUGGAUGUGACAACAGGAAGGAAGGUAGCUGAGGGACACAAGGCCAGCUUCUGUCUGGAGGACACAGGUUGUGAUGCUGGAUUUAGACGCAGAUAUGCCUGCACCGCCCAUACACAGGGGCUGAGUCCAGGCUGUCAUGACACCUAUGCUGCCAAUAUUGACUGUCAGUGGAUCGACAUCACUGAUGUUCCUGUAGGAAAAUACGUCCUGAAGGUCACAGUGAAUCCCAGUUAUCAUGUUCAAGAGUCGGACUAUUCCAACAAUGUGGUGCGGUGUGAUGUCAUAUACACGGGUACUCAGGUUCAGACACGGAACUGUCGGGUAACCAGGGGUUAAAGUGUUCCAUGGAUUCUGAGGUAUUUUCCUCUUGUCUCUUUAAGUACUGUAAACAACAACAAUCUCAACCAGUUGUUGUGGUAAUAGCUGUUGUCGAUAGAUUUGUUUUUAUAACAUUCCUCUUAUCACUUGAUGACAUUCCUUCGAUUCAUUAGUGUGUUAUCUGUUUGGAAAUCUGCACCAAAGGAAGCAUUUUGUAACUAAAUACAGAGGAUUAUGACAUGACAUCAUGUAUUUUUAUUGAUGUGACAAAUCCGCUGAAGAAGAGGGGAUAUUUUUGUAUUAUUUAGCAUGAUCUUGGAAAACGGAAUGGAAAAAGUGACUUUGCUUGAAUGAGACAUUAUGCUUGAAUAAUAUUAUUUGUCCGCUUUGAUGUUUGAUCUGCAGUUGUAUAGUUAGAUGCAGUUGGGUGCCUCUUUAACCACUUCGUGGCCAUAAUUAAUACGUUGCAAACGCCUGGUCUGUAUGUGCUAAGUAUCAAUUUAAUAAUAGAUUUAGUUUUACUUUGUAAGUACGGUAUGUAUGCAUGUGUGAGCGAAUUGAAUUUUAUUUUAUUUUAAAUUGUAAUGUAACAUUGUUUAUAUACCGCUCAAACCUGAAUAUUACAAUCGGUGUUGUUUUUGUUGAGGAUGUUGUUCUAGAUACAAUAAGCAUGGUGAAGAGUGAGUAUAUUAAAAAUACAUUCACCUCUGA